Molecule: messenger RNA, 1564 nt
Organism: [Candida] anglica
Lineage: Eukaryota; Fungi; Ascomycota; Pichiomycetes; Serinales; Debaryomycetaceae
Source: the annotation of a GenBank genome assembly
AGCACAAAGAGGAUACUAAGUAUAGUUGCAAAAAAGCUACUUAGACUUAUAUUCAACCGUUGAACCGACCAGACCUAACGACUAGACUUGUACCGACACAUUUGGGUAUUUGUUGUCAAUUAUCGAAAGCACACGUCACUCACGUAUAACUCGCCACUUUCCCCUUGUAAUUUUUUUUUGGUUACCAAAUAAAAAGAACAACAAUAAUAAACAAUACAAUCAAAUAACUCGAAUUACUAGUGAAAUAUUGUCAACGUACCCCAUUUAAAGAUGAUGAGCCUUUCCAAUGAAGAUUUGCAAUAUCGCAAGGGAGACCCUACAAUCUCCCCCGAUGAUGCUACCACAGCAGCAGCAGUAGCAGCAGCUCUGUCAGCAGCUGCCGCGGCAGUUGCUGGGAUUCCUCAAGUGCAACUUAAAGAUGAAGAUGCUCAUCACUUAGCACAACAUCACCAAGUUUCUCACCAUCAUGAUCCUCAUCAUGCUAUGGUCCAACACCAACAACAUCUCCACCAACAGCAACUUCAACAACAUCUCCCACUUCAUACCCAUCAACAACAGCAACAACUUCAACAACAACAUCAUAUGCAUCAUAUCCCACAUCAAGUACAACAGCAACAUCACCAUCACCUCGAAAUGUUGGCCCAAGCCAAUGAAGAAGAUAUUUUAGAAGCCGCCAAUCGUAAAGUUGCUCCUCGUUCUAGUGAUUUAUUCAGAGUUGGACCAGGAUUUUCUGAAACAAGACAUCAUCAAGAUAUCUAUUGUAAGAAAAAUGAUAUGGAUGUAAACCCAAUUCUUGAAGCAAGAAUUGAUAGAGGUUUUGAAACUGGUGAAAAUGGUACUUGGAUCGGAUAUAAAAGAAAUUAUUUUACUUUGGUUGCAUCAUUUCUGUUGGAAAAUUUUGAUUUCAAUCGCUUUAUUCAAAAUAAGUUUUAUACUUAUGAGAAGGCAUCAAAAGAUGGUGAAUCAAUUGAGAAAAAAGUUGAAAUUAGUUAUUUUGCAAUUAGAUUAGUUGCUAAAUGUUCUGACGAUGAAGUUGCAAUUUCUCUUGUUCAACAUACUGCUAAAAGAGAUAAGGGACCACAAUUCCCACCUCCAAUCUAUCCUGCAGUACCAGGAGAUAUGCCAGAUCAUGAAACAGUUCGUGCUUCAUGUAAUAAGAGAAAUGGUAAUAAAAUUGAAAACAUGAAUAAAGUAUUUUACUUUGAUCGUGCAGAAUAUUAUCAUAAUACUAAUCUUGACACAAUUAAAGAUGAUUCAGUAUUGAAAAACUAUCCAAGUGAUAGUAUUGCUAGAGUUGCUAGAUUUGAACGGAUUCAAUUUACUUCAUCAAUUCGUUUAAAGUCAACUUCAGUAAACAGUCGUUACUUUACAUUACACGUUGAAUUACUUGGAAUUAUUGAAGAUGAAGAUGCUCAAAUCCAACCUAUUUUAUUAUCAUCUAUUGAAACUCCUCCAUUGAUUAUUCGUGGUCGUUCACCAUCGAAUUACCACAAAGACCGUACUUCUGGAUAUCGUCCUCAUAUCCAUCCUCAUUAGCGCGAGGAUUUUGGAUUCUUAUAUGUAC